AAACAGUAUAUUAGCAAGUCAUUUAUACUAUGACUGUUGAAAAGUCUAUAAUUUCCUUUACUCCGUUAUUUUCGGUCCAUCAGUGAUUGUUAACCCCUUUUAAGCUCUGGUUUUCCCUUGUCCACCUUCCGCAAUUAACGCAGGAAAAUAUUAAGCUAGAGAGAGAGAGGAAGUCACUAUGGACUGAUUUUUGAGACUUUAAAAUAAUAUUUCAAUGGUCUCGAGAAUUUGCAAUGCUACUUCAGAAGAAAACUUGACCCACGUAAAGAUUCAGUUAGAUGUCAUCUGGGUCGGUCUUGUUUUCCAGCGAGAGUCAGCGUAACAUAUUUAUACACACACACAUAUUCCUUUUUGCAAAUGGUUCAAGUGGAAAUAUUGCUGAAUUUGCUGCAAAUGGCUAUAUUGGCCUCUGUUUGAUGGUGUAGGGGUCAUUACACUACUGGAAAAAGAGAUUUUUCCCGCCGCGAAUUAGUGGGAAAUUUGUUAUUUUUCUACCUCAUUCUCACCGAACCAGCUCACUUAGAAAACGGACGGUGGGAAACAGAUUUCCAUUGAAAUGCUAAAAAAUUUUCUAAUUUUUCCGUGUGAAAAUACUACUAUUUUUUUCGUCACUAAACAUUUUUCAGUCGGAAAAUAGUGACUUAGUGUUAAUGUAUACUUGUCCUUGAUGGGCUGUGUGGCCUCAAAGCAGUUCGUGUCCGUAACACCUGCAUGUGAUCAAUAUUCAGGUACUCUAAGAGAAAAUGACGACAGCAAGAAUGAUGCAUUGGUGCCUGAAUUUGAUUUGAAGAAGAGAGGAAAUGAUGAGUUGGGUGAAUUAGGAAAGACAAGUUCCAAUGGUUGUGGUAGUGAGUCAGCGAGUUUCAAGCUAGGGAACUUGCAGAAGUAUGUGGGAGGAGAGCAAGUGGCUGCAGGUUGGCCAGCAUGGCUUACUACAUUUGCAAGUGAAGCUAUUCAUGGCUGGUUGCCACUCAAACCUGAGUCUUUUCAGAAAUUAGAAAAGAUAGGUCAGGGUACAUAUAGCAGCGUAUUCAGAGCUCGUGAUUUAGAAAGUGGAAGGACAGUUGCAAUGAAGAAAGUGCGAUUUGAUAAUUUUGAGCCAGAAAGUGUUAGAUUUAUGGCACGAGAAAUUAUGAUUCUUCGCAGGUUUGACCAUCCCAAUAUAAUGAAGUUAGAGGGGAUAAUUACCUCCAGAUUAUCUUCUAGUGUAUAUCUAGUGUUUGAGUACAUGGAACAUGAUAUUUCAGGACUCCUGUCAUGUCCUGAAGUCAAGUUCAGUGAAUCACAGGUUAAAUGCUUAAUGAAACAGUUAUUAUCUGGACUUGACCAUUGUCAUUCUCGAGGUGUAAUGCAUCGGGAUAUCAAAGGUGCAAAUCUUCUGGUUAAUAAUGAGGGAGUUCUGAAGGUUGCAGACUUUGGAUUGGCGAACUUCUCUAACCUUGGACAGAAGCAACCACUGACCAGUCGAGUUGUCACUUUAUGGUAUCGUCCUCCUGAGCUUUUGUUGGGCUCAACAGAUUAUGGAGCUUCUGUGGAUCUCUGGAGUAUUGGAUGUGUGUUUGCAGAAAUUCUUACUGGUAAACCAAUCCUUCAGGGGAGAACUGAGGUUGAACAGCUGCAUAAAAUUUUUAAACUUUGUGGAUCUCCAGCAGAUGAUUACUGGAAGAAAUCUAAACUCCCUCACGCGACUGUAUUUAAACCACAGCAUCCUUAUGAGAAUUGUCUUUGGAACACCUUUAAAGAUCUACCAGAAAGUGCAGUUUCACUCAUAGAUAUUCUUCUUUCUGUUGAGCCACACAAACGUGGAACUGCUUCUUCUGCCCUUGCAUCUGAGUACUUCAAGACAAAGCCUCAUGCUUGUGAUCCUUCAAGCCUACCAAAGUACCCACCAAGCAAAGAGAUUGAUGCUAAACACCGUGAAGAUGCAAUAAGGAAGAAGCCAAGUGGAAGAGCCCGCGGACCAGACUUGACAAGAAAGUUAACCAGAAAACAGAAUGCACUCAGUAAACUGGCACCAGAAGAGAAUUUACCCAUCCAAAAUAAAGGUGGUCAUAAAAGUGACAGCAAUACUGUAACUACUCAAAAAGAAGAGAGAGAUAGCAUUACAAGUCUUGAGCGACGUAAGCCGCCAGUUGAUGUGAUGGUAGAGACUUCCCAUGUCAAGAAUGCAUCUCAAGGUGAUGUCCCCUUUUCAGGUCCACUUCAAAUUUCAGGAUCAAGUGGCUUUGCAUGGGCAAAAAGAAGGUUUGAUGAUUCAUCAGUAAGAUCACGAAGGAGAUCUAGUGCGAGAAGCCUUAUUUUUGAACCUUCACUUGCAUUGCAUUUGGAAAAUAACAUGGAGCCAAAAAUACAACAUAACUAUGAACUUACCAGUGCAAAUCAGACCAAUUCUAUAGGCCAUGAUACCGCUGAACCCAUCAAGCAUGCAAUUCAUAGACGUUGGAGCCAAUUAGAGCAUCCAGAUUCCUUUGAUGCUUCUGAUGGCUACCACUCACAAGAACUGUCGCUGGCACUAUAUCUUAAAGAGGAGACAGCUAUCAAGAGAAUCAAUUUGGUAGAGGAUCAAGGGGACAAAGUAGAUUUUUCUGGACCACUAAUGGCUGAGUCUCAAACACACAGAGUUGAAGAACUCCUAGAGAAACAUGAGAGCCAGAUCCACCCGGCAGUUCGAGGAUCGUGGUUCCAAAGAGGAUUAAAGCUUCACUAAUGUCUGCAACAUAGAAGAUCAAAUUUAAAAAUUUCUGGCAUGUAUAGUCAUAAUAGUUAGGAAAUGGAAGGUGAUUGCUGUGGUGCUCCUGUUUCACAUAGUCUAUGGAAAAGCAAUCAGCCACAGAAUUUUUAUAGUGGGCUUCAUAACCAAUAAGUUCACAUACCAGAAAGCUUCCAAAUCGGUACAGAAACGAUUGCAAGACUUUGAAAGCUCAGAAUUGAAUGGAUUGAGAUCUGUUGAAUUCAAGACCAGAAAGCCAUGAAAGUACAAAUUGAAGAAUGAAGGAAGGAAAUUAAUUGCCUCUUCUCCAGAUAAGGAAAUCAGUACUCAAGCUCAAAAGAAAGGGAUGAACUAUCUUUUAUAUGGAGCUCUUCAUCUCAAUCCCCUGCACAGGUGAGUGUCAAAUGACAGCUGAGAACCAGCUCUUCAGGAGUUGUGGUGGUGCAGACAUGGAAGCUCAUUUUUUCUUUUAAGAUGGCCAAUACACACGCGCGCACAUGGUUCCUCAGUACUGCAUGUCUCUAGAUAUCUUCUCCAAAAUUUCAUUCCGAGCGUUUUUCCCUUAAGCAAUGUAUAGUUCCAUACAAUGAUAGAGACAUCCUUUGGUUACAGGUGCACAGUUUUGCAAAGAAAUAACAACUUAUUUCUCUGCUCAUCAUCAUUUGAUUGAAUAGCU
Molecule: messenger RNA, 3386 nt
Organism: Lycium barbarum (goji berry)
Lineage: Eukaryota; Viridiplantae; Streptophyta; Magnoliopsida; Solanales; Solanaceae
Product: protein IMPAIRED IN BABA-INDUCED STERILITY 1-like
Exons: 9
Coding region: 668-2707 (679 amino acids)
Biological process (GO): protein phosphorylation; positive regulation of transcription elongation by RNA polymerase II
Cellular component (GO): cyclin-dependent protein kinase holoenzyme complex; nucleus
Molecular function (GO): cyclin-dependent protein serine/threonine kinase activity; ATP binding; RNA polymerase II CTD heptapeptide repeat kinase activity
Source: RefSeq, a predicted model, not a curated record